Procambarus clarkii (red swamp crayfish) is the source of this 1432-nucleotide messenger RNA. It is a transcript of the gene mRpS9, whose product is annotated as mitochondrial ribosomal protein S9. NCBI's taxonomy places the organism in Eukaryota, Metazoa, Arthropoda, Malacostraca, Decapoda, Cambaridae. Gene Ontology annotation, biological process: translation. Gene Ontology annotation, cellular component: ribosome; mitochondrial small ribosomal subunit. Gene Ontology annotation, molecular function: RNA binding; structural constituent of ribosome. The record is from RefSeq and is a predicted model, not a curated record.
UGCUUUCAGCCAUUUGGAGGUGGCAGCGCUGGUGUCAACACGACCCUCACCGCCCCGGCCAGCUGGGGGGCUCACGUUGUGUUGUAAAUCACAACAAAGAAUACAUAAACAUGGCGUCUGCAUAUUUCAGUCACCUAUUGCGUAAUUAUGCAAAACCAUUUCUUAAUUCGUAUAUCGCGCAAGUUAGAAUUACUUCUGGAUUACAGGUUAAAUGUUGGAAUAGUACUACAUCUGCAACUUUAGACAGCCCUCUAUCCAGUGCUACAGCAUCAGAAAUUGUGAAAUCUGAGAGUGGUAACCAGCUUGUUAAACUUAAUAAGGCUAUGAAGGCAUAUCAAGAGAAAGCACAGGCACAUGAUGCAUUUAUGUUCAACCAAAUUGGAGAGUAUGAAAUUGGUCGUCGCCACCUUGCUAACAUGAUGGGGGAAGAUCCUGAAACAUUCACUGAUGAGGAUGUUGAUAAAGCUAUUCAAUACCUGUUGCCAUCUGGAUUAUUUGAACCACAUGCUCGUCCAAUGAUGAAGCAUCCCACUGAGGUUUUUGCAAAGAAAAAGCUUGCAGAAUUUGAUGAAAAUGGGCGUCCAUUCCAUCCCCUCUUUUACACAGCAUAUCCUGAAUAUUACCAAGUUUUGCAUGACGUAAGUGAGAAAGUACAAGAGUUGGAGCGCUUCUCUGACCGAAUGAUGCAAGUCAACAUACAUCAAGAUCAGGAGAGAGCACUAGACUUUAAGGGUUCAGAAUGGGUUACAAAAGAGCACCUUGAAGGUAUCCUGGUGGAAAAUUUGAAAGAUGAACAAUAUGAAUUCUUCAUCAGAUCGAUGAAUCGUCUUGUGGAUCAUCCAUACUCUUACAGAGCUAAGGAUUUCAUCAUGAAGUACAGAAAGGAUGUACCAUCAACAAUUAAACAUAAAGAUAUACCAAAGCUAAUGUUUACUUCAGAAGGAACACCUUACAUGGUAGCCAGAGGUAAAAGGAAGUGGGGUGUUGCAAAUGUGACUGUUUAUGGAAGAGGCUCUGGAAAGAUAUCUAUCAAUGGUGAAGAUAUUCUCUAUUUUAAAAAUAUUCAGGAUCGAGAGCAGAUUAUAUUCCCACUACAGUUUACUGGAUUGAUAGGGAAAGUUGAUGUUGUAGCUGAUGUUGAGGGAGGUGGAACAACUGGACAGUCAGGGGCUAUACGUUAUGCUAUAUCAUUGGCCCUGCGAUCUUUUGUUGAUGAAGAUAUGGUGGAGAAAAUGAGACUAGCUGGACUCAUCACUUUUGACCCUAGAAGACGUGAGAGGAAGAAGCCUGGAUGGAAAGGAGCCAGGGCAAAGUAUACCUGGAAAAAGCGUUAAAAAUCAUAGUGCAAUACUCUUAAACUGUGCAGGUCUUGAUUUAAAAUUCUUAUAAGUUGUACAGUACUGAAUGUGGUUUAAUAAAUAUAAACUCACAA